GUCUACAAGAUCAUCGACAGAUCUGAGGGGUUCUACAUCAACAAGGUGUCACCUUCAUAUCGCUCCCAAACAACCAUUUGCUUCACCUUUGGCAGAGAUGCUGCUGUUCAGCGCGAGUGGGCUGGCAGUAUAACAGCCAAAGUGAAGUUGACGGAGCUUGAAGAGGCUUUCAUGAAAGAAGCCAAAGAGCGCGGAAUGAACGGCCUCGAAGGGCAUCCAGCAUUCGGUGGCAUCCGCAUUUGCCUUUACAACGGCUUGCCUGAUACAGCUGUUGAUGAGGUGCUCCUUCUCUUGCAGGACUUUGCCGUGGCCUUCGGUGGGAAAGCCAUUUGCGCGUUCAAACACGGCGAACUUUGUAACUGCAAGGCCCGCCUUUUUCCAGGAUCAAAGUAUUAUAUAAGUAAGUAUUCUGUCAUUACCUAGUGGAUGUGACGGAAAAAGGUUCAUCCUCUCCAGUGAAAUAUGAAUGUAUGCCACCCAGCGAACGUGAAAGUAUUUCGCAGUGUGACUGUGGAGAUUCAGUUUAGUGGUAGCCUAUGAAAGCACAAGCUCACAUUCACAGCAGAAUGCACGCCAUUUGCUUGCUGCAGGCCUGUCAGUGCGACAGGAAAGCAAGCACCAUGGCAAGAUUGCUUGCUUUCAAGAUUUUCUUGAGGGUUUUCCCAUGGUUUUCCCAUGCUCAAUUGGUGUUGCUUUGACUCGAGGGGCGCAGCACAUUCUUUUAAAGUCUUGGGCCCUGGGCCGCUUUUUGGGAUCGUAUCCAUCAUGACCAUUAUGAAAACAAGGUAAUCCUCAUCGUUACCCUCACCCUCAUCCUCACCUUUCAUCCUCACCCUCACCCUCAUUACCACCAACAACAACACCACACCACCACCAGCAUCAGCAUCAGCAUCAGCAUCAUCAUCAUCAUCAUCAUCAUAAUUUUCUUCAUCUUCGUCUUCAUCUUUCUCCUCCUCGCUGUUACCAUCACAAGUACCAUCAUCAAAACCGCCAUCAUUCAGACCCUCAUCACAACUACUAUCAUUAAGCGUGAUCACUGAUUCUUUGCAUUCAGCCAAUAGGUCCCUCAUUGUCCUUGUCUAUUCCUGGCGACUCCUGUCAGCUCACAUAGGUAAACUGGAAGAUCUUUGGAGAGUACCCCGACUCGCUCCAACACGGAUGCGCUGAUCUGAGGACAGAGAAGCAGAUGCGGAGGUGUUGUCGAAGACAGACCAGCUGGAUAAGAUUGAGAGGAUGUGAAUUGGUGACAGGUGCAUUGCAUCAUACCUCCGAAGAAGCCCGUUGAAAUUGAUGCCCA
Molecule: messenger RNA, 1297 nt
Organism: Durusdinium trenchii
Lineage: Eukaryota; Dinophyceae; Suessiales; Symbiodiniaceae
Source: the annotation of a GenBank genome assembly